Molecule: messenger RNA, 8607 nt
Organism: Perognathus longimembris pacificus (Pacific pocket mouse)
Lineage: Eukaryota; Metazoa; Chordata; Mammalia; Rodentia; Heteromyidae
Gene: Peg3
Product: paternally expressed 3
Exons: 9
Coding region: 438-5357 (1639 amino acids)
Biological process (GO): negative regulation of transcription by RNA polymerase II
Molecular function (GO): DNA-binding transcription repressor activity, RNA polymerase II-specific
Source: RefSeq, a predicted model, not a curated record
CACGGGGAGGACGAGGCCGGAGCCGCAGGAGGACAGGGACGAGGCGGGAACGCGGACCGGACGACGAUGUCCACCCUGAGCUGGUGGCGCCGCCGGGCGCCUGGUGCGGUGCGGCUGCACUAGACGGCAGCGUGCCGCGGGGAGCUCUGCCUUCUUGAUCUUCAACCUUUUUGACCUUGACUUUUCCCCUUCUUGAUAUUGAUCUCACCCUUCCUGAUCUUCACCCUUCUUGGAGACCGACUGGCAAGAGGAGGAGGGACUUUGUCCCAACGCUAGGUGGCUGGGUCCAGCCAGAGAUUCACACCAAGGAGGAGAUCGUUGAGCUCCUGGUCCUUGAGCAGUACCUGACUAUCAUUCCGGAAAAGCUCAAGCCUUGGGUACGAGCUAGACAGCCAGACAGCUGUGAGGAGCUGGUUGCCCUGCUGGAGAAUUACAGGAUGUACCAGCGCGAAGACGACACCAACAGUGACGAAGACAUGAGGUGGAACCGAGGAGGAACCCCUCCAGUCCGACCGGUCCCUUCCUUCAGCAGUGACCGGGACCGGGAGUGGGAGCGGGAGCGGGAGCGGGACCGCGACCAGGACUGGGACCGCAGAGGCAGAAGCAGGGAAGUGGAGCCUCGAGACCGUUGGUCAUACAGCAGGAGCCCCAGGAGCAGGCUGCCUCAGCGUGACCUUUCCCUGCCUGUGAUGGCGAGGGCAAGUUACCAAAUGGAAAGAGAGGAAGACAGGGUCUCCAUGGAUUAUGAGUCUCGAUCCCAGGAUGCUGAGUCAUACCGGAGUGUCAUGGAGGCCCACGAGGACAGGAAGUCUCAGAACCCGAUCCACGACAACAUGGAGAACUACAGGAAGCUGCUGUCACUGGGGGUACAGCUUGCUGAAGAUGACCGCCACUCCCACAUGACACAAGGCCACUCCUCCAGAACCAAGCGAAGUGCCUACCCAAGCACCAGCCGAGGUCUGAAAAUUAUGCCUGAAGCCAAAAAGCCAAGUCAUCGUCGGGGAAUCUGUGAAGACGAAUCUUCUCAUGGAGUGAUCAUGGAGAAAUUCAUCAAGGAUGUGUCCCGUGGCUCCAGAUCCGGAAGAGCCCGGGAGCCGAGUGAUCGGCUACAGAGGCUCCCCAGAGUGUCAGGCGACCACUGGAGAGAUGUCUCAUUAAACCGGAGGGAGCCAAUGCUCCCUCAGAGGGGUUAUGAGGGGAGUGCAUUUAGAGGAGGCUUCAGGUUCAACUCUAACCUUGUCUCUAGAAGGAGGGUUCUGGAAAGGAAAAGGCGCUAUCAUUUUGACACAGAUGCGAAGGGUUUGGCUCAUGAGCAUAAGGGCAGUGCCAGGAAGAAGCCUUUUGAGUGUGGCAGUGAGAUGAGGAGGGCUUCCAGCACCAGCACAAGCAGCCUGGGCUCAGCUUCCUCUUCUGAGCCGCAGCCAGGUGAUCUGGGGGCGACAGCCUAUGUGUGUGAUGAGUGUGGGAGGUCCUUCACCGUCAUAUCAGAGUUCGUGGAACACCAGAUCAUGCAUACCAGGGAGAAUCUCUAUGAGUAUGGCGAGUCCUUUGCUGACAACUCAACUCCCAGUGAGGAUCCAGGCCGUCAGAGUGGAGGGAAACGCUUUGAGUGCAAAGAGUGUGGGGAAGUCUUCAGUAAGAGUGCUGCCCUCGCAGAGCACCGCAGAAUUCAUGCCAGAGAGUACCUGGCCGAGUGUAAGGACCAGGACAGUGAGGAGGCUCCCAUGCCCAGCCCGACCUUCAGUGAGCUUCAGAAGAUGUAUGGCAAAGAGAAAUUUUACGAGUGCCGUGUGUGUAAGGAAACCUUCCUUCACAGUUCUGCCCUCGUUGAGCACCAGAAGAUCCAUGAGGGAAUGAGCUGCGGUGAAGACAAGGCCAAUGAGUAUGACCAUGAGCCUGAGCGCAGGGCAGCCUUCGUGCCCAGUGCAGCCCUGAGAGAAUUUCAGAAAAUGUAUGGCAAAAACAAGAUCUACGAGUGCAAGGUGUGUGGGGACUCCUUCCUCCAUAGCUCCUCUCUGAAAGAGCACCUCAAAAUCCAUGCCAGGGGAAACCCAUUUGAAAACAAGGGCCAGGGAUGUGAGGGAGCCUUUAUGCCUAGCCCCUCCCUUAAAAGGCGUCAGAAAACUUACGCUAAGGAGAAGUUCUUUGAUGUUAAAGAUGGCCGGGAUCCCUUCAUGCAAAGUGCAGACCUCAGUGAGCAUCAGAAAAUUCAUUCUCGGAAGAACUUCUUCGAUGGCCGUGGAUAUGAGAAGUCUGCUAUGCAUAGCAUGCCCUUCACUGAAUCUCAGAAGAGUCACACCAUCACAAGACCACCUGAGGAUGAGGAAGAUGAAAAGGCCUUCACCAUCAGUUCUAACCCUGAUGAAGCCCAGACACCUCCCACAAUGGAAAAUGCCUACGAGGGGAAGUUCUGUGAGAAGUCUGAUAGUCACUGCUCAGGCCCUGUGGAGGCUCAGAAAAGUCAGGGUGCAGCCGGGUUCAGCAAACCCAAAGUGCCUACAGGGCCUGCUAUGCAGAGCUCAGAGGUCCCCAACCACAUGAGAGCCCGUUUUGGAGGAAAUUUCUCUGCAGGAAAGGAAUACCUGGCGUCCAUUACUCGUAGCCUGGCUAUUCCCAAAUCUCUGAAACGUUACUACGUUAACAAAGAAGCUGGCAGUGAUGAGAAGGGAGAGUCCUCCACUUACCUCUCAGACCUUCACAACAAGCGCCGGAAGAUUCCUGCCAGAGAGAGCCCUUAUGAUGGGGAUAACAAUGAUUACAAGGAUGCCAUCAUGCCAAGCACAUCCUAUGCAGAGCCUAGAAGAAGCCUUGCUGGAGACAGAGCUGCUGAAUUUAAACAAGAUGGUGUCUUUUCAGUCCCCACCACUAGUGUCCGUGGUCACCAGAAGGCUCGUGCCAAGAAGAAGUACCUUGAGCAGAGGGCCAAUGAGGCCACUGUCAGUCAUUCCCUACCUUUUGGUGAGCUGCCUAUAGUUCGCCCUAGGGAGAAGCUGUAUGAAUGCCAGGAGUGUGGCGAGACCUUUGCUCGUAGCUCCGACCUCAUUGAGCACCAGAAGAUUCAUGACAGAGAAAAGCCCUCUGGAAGUGGGCACUACGAGCAAUCUGUCAAUUACAGCAUGGCCCCUACUGGUCCUCAGACAAGUUAUACCCAAGAGCAGUAUGCUGAAGAACAAGUACGUGACAAACCCAACAAAUCUGCUACUGACAACAGCCUCCCUGAGCAAGAGGAAAACUGCACCCAAGAGAAGACUCCUGGGGAAGAAACCCACAUUGAGGAAACCCAAGGUCAGACCCAGGAUCAGAAGAUGGAGGGUCAGGAGACCCACAGCGAAGAGACCCAGGAUCAGAAGAUGGAUGGUCAAGAGAUCCAGGAUCAGAAGAUGGAUGUUCAAGAGACCCAGGGUCAGGAGAUGGAUGGUCAGGGGACCCAGGAUCAGAAGAUGGAUGGUCAAGAGAUCCAGGAUCAGGAGAUGGAUAGUCAGGAGACCCAGGAUCAGAAGAUGGAUGGUCAGGAGAUCCAGGAUCAGAAGAUGGAUGUUCAGGAGACCCAGGGUCAGGAGAUGGAUGGUCAGGAGACCGAGGGUCAGGAGAUGGAUGGUCAGGAGAUCCAAGGUCAGAAGAUAGAUGGUCAGGAGACCCAGGGUCAGGCGGUGGAUGGUCAGGAGAUCCAGGGUCAGGAGUUGGAUGGUCAGGAGAUCCACGGUCAGGCCAUGGAUGGUCAGGAGUUCCAGGGUCAGGAGAGUCAGUAUCAGGAGACCCAUGGCGAAGACACCUGUGAUCAGGAGAUCAACAGUGAGGAGAGCCAGGGUCAGGAGAUGGAAGGUCAGGAAAGCCAAGGUCAGGAGAUGGACGAUCAGGAGAGCCAGGAUCAGGAGACAGGUGAGGAUACUAUCAGUCAGGUGUCGAGUUCUGAUGAGCAGAAGGACGAUCCCGAAGACACCAUCUACGAAUGCCAGGAGUGUGGACUGGGCUUCGUGUACCUCACAGACCUCACCAGCCAUCAGGACAUCCACAGCAGGAAGUGCCUGGUCGACGGCCGAGAAUACGCGUACUCCGAUGUCCACAUGCAUUCCCUCAGUGAGUACCAGAAAGAGUGCGGUGGAGAGCAGCUCUUUGAGUGCUCCAAGUGUGGCGAGUCCUUUAUCCAUAGCUCCUUCCUGUUUGAGCAUCAGAGAGUCCAUGAGCAAGACCAGUUGUAUUCCAUGAAGGGAUGUGACGAUGGUUUUAUUUGCCUCUUGCCAGUGAAGCCGAGGAGGAACCGAGCGGCCGAGAGGAAUCCUGCUGUGGCUGGGGCGGCCAUCCGAUGCCUCCAGUGCGGGCAAGGCUUCAUCCACAGCUCAGCCCUCAACGAGCACAUGCGGCACCACAGGGAUGAUGAGUACCUGGAGCAGACGGAGGUGGCUGAGGAGAUCUUCAUCCAGACCCUGGCCCUCACCGAGUUCCAGGGCAGCGAGGCCGAGGAGAAGCUCUUCGAAUGCACCAUCUGUGGAGAAUGCUUCUUUACCGCCAAGCAGCUGGGGGACCACCACACCAAGGUCCACAAGGAUGAGCCCUACGAGUACGGGGCUUCCUUCACCCAUGCCUCGUUCCUCACCGAGCCCCUCCGACGCCCCGGGCCCUUCUAUGAGUGCCGGGACUGUGGGCAGGCCUUCAUGCAUGACACCAUCCUCACCAAGCACACCAUGUUUGACCCCGAUGAGGAAGAAGAGGAAGAGGAGGAGGAGGAAGAAGAAGAAGCCGCCACCGCCCAGGAGGUUGAAGUCAACGUCCUCAUCCCACGAGAAGUCCUGUGCAUCCAGGGGUCAAACGUAGAAGCUGCAGAGCCGGAGGUGGAGGCGGCUGAGCCAGAGGUAGAGGCCGCGGAGCCGGAGGUGGAGGCCGCUGAGCCAGAUGGAGAAGCAGAAGGGCCGGUGGGAGAGGCGGCAGAGGCAGAUGGGGAGGCGGAGCAGCCCAAUGGAGAGGCCGAGUACCCCUAUGGGGAUGCCGACGAGCCAGAUGGUGCCGGCAUCGAAGACCCAGAAGAAAGAGCGGAGGAGCCGGAGGGGGAUGCCGACGAGCCUGAUGGGGCAGGAAUAGAAGACCCUGAGGAGGAGGUCGAGGAGGAGAUCCAGGUGGAGGAGCCCUACUACAACUGCCAGGAGUGCACCGAGACCUUCUCGUCCUUGGCGGCCUUCGGGGAGCACCUGCGAGCCCACGCCAGCCUGGUCCUGCCCGAGCCCGCUGAUGCCCCAGGCGAGGGCGCCGGCCCCAGCGCAGCCCACCAGGCCGACCACCAGUACUUCAGCUGUGACGUCUGCGGCCAGCUCUUCAAUGACCUGCUGUCCCUUGCCAGACACCAGAACACCCACACCGGCUGAGCAGAAAGGUGCCAAGCCUCUCACCCAGAACUGGACCGUGCCAAACCACAGAGAACAGAACCUACUCAAGCACCAAGAAGAAACAACCUUAGGAUGUGUACACCUGACUUAGCAUAGACAACCCAGACUGUACUGUGAAGCCUCCUUCCGUCCUAGCUGCUUCCUGCUGCCCGCCGCAGCUGGGGGAGAGGUGGCACCUACAUAGCUCAACCUCACCCUCUACCUGAGGAGCCGGACUGUCACUCUUGUCCCCGGAGGGACAUUUCCUGCCAUGUAUAUAAAUGAGCAAACCGUAGCCAAAUGGGGAUCACAUUUAUUUGGAUUUAAUGUGAUAAACGGUCACAGUUUACUGGGCAGAGGUACCUUUCCUGGUUCUCUGAUUUUUUUUUUCUUUUUUGGAGGAGGAAGAGAGCAACAAAUUAGAAUAUAUUUGUAAGUGUCUUAGAUCCUGAAAAAAAUUUACUGUGCUUGAACUGAACCCCACUAGUUUAUCUUUUUGAGUAUUGACUGUGUUUGAUUCCUUAACUCUUUAAUUGUCUUGUGUGGUGUAGACACGGGAGAUUUAGAGUCUCUUCACUGAGAGAGAAGUGACUUCAGCUUCCUCCAGCAGCCGUGUUGUCUGCACCUGAACUUGUACCUGAAACCCGGUGCCGUGUGCAUUUCCAAUGCACAGACGGCCUUCGUUACCCAGGCCACCUGUAGCCACAUUGUAUGUACCUUGCUGUGGUUCUCACGCAAAAAUAUUAUUGUUGGGUUUUUACAAGUGUUUGUUGUUGUUUUUGUUUUUAACCAAUUCAGUGUGUAUUGAGUAGUGAAUUGAGGCUUUUCCUUGUAAAUGUUCUAUCGCUGCCUUUAAAGAAUGGGUUGUAACCAUGGCUAGAUCACAGCAGUGCCUGCGGAGCUGACCCCCCAGGAGCGGCUCCCCGCCAGCCUGGUGGCUUCAGCCCCUGGUGGCUUCAUUCCAUGCUGCCACAAGUCAGCUUGCCCCUGGGUGCCCAGGGGCUAACCUCUAGAGACUUUUCUAUUACUAACUUAGUUCUCCUGUUCUUUACUUGUCUGAGUCUGUAACCCUGUGUCUAACUUGCAUUUUAAAAAAAUUUUAAAAAAAGGAAAAACACACAAAAAAAAGCUUUCUUUCUAGUUAACCCAAGCUUUCAUGUUAUGGACUCAGGUUCCCCAGCAGCCUUAAUUUGUUUUGUUACCAUCGAUCCUUCUCUUUCGGCCUUCCUGCGCAUUUCUGAGCUGUCAAUGUAAUGUCGUGCUGUCCCGCCUGAUUUUUCCUCUUAAUCACAAAUUGGCCUCAGAGCUUGGGGUGUCCCCAUGUCCUCCUCUGCUCCUUUGCUUCUUCUCCCCUCGCAUAAUGGCUAGAUAAAGAAAAAUUUUUGGCCUUGAGUUGGCUGGGGAAAAAAAAAUUAAAAACUUAAAAACUUAAAAAAAAAAAGAAAAGAGAGAUCUGUAGAUGAAGAGUGCAGACGUGAACACACAUCGUCUGACAAGGAUGACACCUGCUAGGGAGAUGCGUCUGGCUCUUCCUCUUCCAGAUCCGCAGGUAGAGGCGUGCAGCAAGUGUGAGGCUGAGGGAAUGCCAGAGUCCAGGGAGGUGGGAGAGCUGAGCUCCAGGAGCAAGAACGCCAAAGAGGGAGGUCCUCACACACGCCCCAGGCCUGGAAGGGGAAGGAGUGGGCUGGAGGGCCAGGGUGGCGAGAACGAAUUGAGCAGUGUCCUGGGCAGUUUGCAAGAAGUUGAAGGUCAUCUGCAUAGAAAGACACAAGGUUGGAACUGACAGCCAGGAAAAGCAAGGGGCAGUGGGUGCACUGCAUUGGGAUGAAUUUGGGGGCUCAUGAUGGCUGGCUUUGAGAAAAAUACUUGCCAAGAAGUUAGGGUGUCCGUUUCAACUUUAAGUGGAAGUGUAGGAAGGGUAUCAAUGCCAAAUGGCAGAAGAAUGAGUCAGUAAGUGUAUCCUUCAACUCUUGCAGCUGUUUGAGUGAUAAUCACAAAGAGUUAUGUAUGGAUGGAAAUAUAUUUACAGAAUAGUAAGUGGAGAAAGCAGGACACAAAAUUAUAUUUAUACUACAGUUAUAACUGUUUAAAAAGGUAUGCUUAUAGUCAAAAGCUAUUGUGUUGUAGGCAAAUAGUCAAGCAUUAUUUUCUUAACUUUCUUGAAUGUUCUCUCAUGGUAGUGUUAUUACCAAGUUAAUGGUCCUAUUUCCAUUGUGAACAUGAUUUGAACUCAUUAUAAAUCACUUGGAAAACACAGUAAAGUGGAGGAAAAACUAUCCAUACCCCCACCAUCCAAAGAGAGAUAUACUCUUCAAUAUCUUAUCCUUGUCUCUGUGCACCUGUUUAUGAUUAUAACUGUGUCAAAAUGUGUAUUCAAGAUACCUGUUAAAUUACUCUUGUGGAAUUAUGACUAAAUACUUUCAUCUUGAUUAUUUUCUCCUUUAAAAUAAUGUCCUGGUAACAGUGUUAAUUAUGAAUGUCACUAUUUCAAGAAUCAUCAUAUGUACCUGGAGGGGCAAUUGGAAAAUAGAGCAAAUUUAGGAAAGAAAAAAAAUGAUCCAUAUUUCCCAACACCCAAAAGCUACUGUUAAGGUCAUUGUAUUUCCUCCAUCUUGUAUCAGUGCACAACCUUGUGACUAGAACAGUGUUAAAUAUGUCUACAUAAAGUCUAAAUGAAAAGAAAUGUGGAAAAUAAUUAAAAUUGUGUCGUGGGAUUAUGGUUAAUUUUGUUCCAAAUUUCUAAUCUUUGAUCUUUUGGUAAUAAGCUUUAUGUAUGUAUUUUUCCAUUACAAAUUUAAUACACACUCAUAGAAAACUGGGCAAUUCAGUAAAAUAGAAAGAAAUCCACUCGUGAUCCCAACAGUUAGAGUUACCACCUUGAUCUGUGAUAGGAUGCAUAAGCAUGAAAGAUGGGAAGAGAUCUAGGGAAAAACCAAGAGCUAGCUGUGUGGUUAUUGUGGAAUUGCUCUUUGCUGUAUUACUUCGGUUUCUCUGAGUGGCCUUUAUCAUAGUGUUUGGGUAGUUUGCUUCUAUUAUCAUAUAUCUCAUUAUAUAUGCAGUAUCUGUUCAUUAUAGAAACCUUGAAGCUGUGGCAACGUAGAAGAGAAACUCGCCAUAUUUUCAUCAUCCAAAGACUGUGGUUAACAUCUUGACGUAUUUUCAUCUUGUCUCUGUGCACAGGCUUUUGGUUCGUUAAUAUGGUUGUAGUUGUUCUACCUGUAAUAGUGUCACCAAUAAAAAUAAAGUUAAA